Thermochaetoides thermophila DSM 1495 is the source of this 4251-nucleotide messenger RNA. RefSeq names its product putative nuclear pore complex protein. Gene Ontology annotation, cellular component: nuclear pore inner ring; nuclear pore. Bases 1 to 4251 code for a protein of 1416 amino acids. The record is from RefSeq and is a predicted model, not a curated record. Lineage: Eukaryota; Fungi; Ascomycota; Sordariomycetes; Sordariales; Chaetomiaceae. Gene Ontology annotation, biological process: RNA export from nucleus; protein localization to nuclear inner membrane; protein import into nucleus. The transcript has 3 exons. Gene Ontology annotation, molecular function: structural constituent of nuclear pore.
AUGGAGCCAAUGACGCCGAUGCGCCCCAUUCCGGGCGCAUAUGUCAACACGCCAGCCCCCCCGACAGCGAACCCUGCGCGUAGACGUCUAUUUACUGAGGCGUCCUCCUCCGGCGCUGCUGCGACGACGCAGCUUGGGGCUGCUCCCGCGCCGCUGGCGAGCACAAUGGCUCCCGGCCCCGAGAUCAACAGCGGCCUGAUGACACCACAGGCUCGCGAAGACCUCCCUCCAGUCGCAAAGGCUGCCCAAGUCGUUAACCAGACCUUGCAACUCGACGAUAGCUAUCCUGACCUGGACUCUUACUGCAGGCCUGGCGCAUCGUCCGACUAUGAGAUGCAGUCGUCCGAUUCAUCAUGGGCCCCAUUCCAUGUAGUGCGUCACCACAACAUCCCAGACAAAGUGUUUGAGCAUCUUAAUGCAGGCGAAGUCUUCACGAAGCUGGGCUUGUUCGCUGAGAUUGGCUAUGCAUGGGCUUCGAUCGACAGCUCCCUCUUUCUUUGGGACUACACCCAUCCCAACCCGGAGCUGAUCGGGUAUGAGGAGGCAACACACACCAUUACUGCUGUUGCGCUUGUGCCGCCGAAACCGGGGGUUUUCGUCAAGACUAUCACGCAUGUCCUUGUUGUCGCUACUACCUCCGAAAUCAUCCUCCUUGGUGUCUCUGCCACGCCUACCCCUUCGGGUUCGAAGUCGCUUACGCUCUAUUCGACCAGGAUGUCGGUCCACCGUGGAGGUAGCGACGUUAGCUUCAUUGUCGGUACUAAGGACGGCCGCAUUUUUCUCGGUGGUGAAAGCGACACCGAUAUUCAUGAAAUUUUUUACCAGCAGGAAGAGAGGUGGUUCUCCAGCCGAUGCGGCAAGAUCAAUCACUCUCACCCUGGCUGGUCUGCGGUCGUCCCCAGCUUGGCUGGCUUGCCAUUUGGCUCCCGGCAGCAGGAGUGGCUUCGGGGUCUCUAUGUUGACGACACUCGAAACCUUCUUUACUCGCUCUCCAACCGGUCGACUAUUCGGACAUACCAUAUGGAAGGUCCGGAGAAGCUCACCAAGGUUAUUGAGAAGGACAAGACCAGCUGCCUGCGCGACUUUGCACAUAUGGCUGAUAGCUCCCCGCUUUUCACUGACAAGACGAAUAUCGUGGCCCUGAGCCCUAUCCCAGCGACCGAGGCGUCCAAGCUUCAUCUUAUGGCUCUUACCGACACCGGCUGCCGGCUCUUCCUGAGCGCAACCAGCUCUGCUUCGUAUACCAUGGGUGGUGCCACCAGCUUGGCUCCUCAAAGCAUGCAGCUUCAGUUUGUCAAGUUCCCUCCGAGGGAGUCGCCAACUCGCAUUCGGACCCUUAACGGCCAGAUUAUCGACAGUCAGCUUGACAAGACCUCGCGAGCCCUUGACCCCAGCGCACUCGGUUUCAGAUUCUCCCCUGGAUAUUUCUUCGAUGUUGUCCGCAAGCAUCCCAAUCAGGAUAUGCUUUUUGUCUCAGCGCCGGAUACUGGCCGGAUCAAGGUCACUCAGCCUGCGUCUGCGCUCAAGUAUUUCGAACAGGGCACUUGGAUUGAGCUGGAGAAUGGGAAUCGUACCAUUGAGAUUGGCCUGACGACCGCCCCCUUCGCUGCCGCAAAGCAACCUCUUGGCUUCGGCAACGAGCUAGCCGUUCAGUUCGACCAGGUUCCCGGAGAGUUUGCUGUGCUCACUAACACUGGCGUGCACAUUGUUCGUCGGAGGAGACUGGUCGAUAUUUUCGCCAAGGCUCUCGGCAACUGUGUCAGUGCUAGUGACGACGCGCUUGAAAGAGAAGUGCGUAAGUUUAUCAACCAGUAUGGCCGUGUUGAGACUAUUGCUGCUGCGUUGGCCGUUGCUUGCGGCCAGGGAUCUGAUCUGAGGACCGGAACUGGCCGUGGCAUGGAUCGGAAUACCGAAAACCUGGCUCGGGCUGCCUUCAUCGAGUAUGGUGGUCAGCCCAGGCUCGCAGAAUCAGAUGGCAAGCAAUCUGUCUCUGAGUCUGUCAGGUUGUCGUCGCGGCACGAUGCCCUAGCGCUUUACCUCACGCGUCUUGUCCGGACGUUGUGGAAGGCGAAGGUCGUCCAGGUUGGCUCGGGUUCAGAUAUCUCUUCUACUAUUCCGACUUCGAAGCUUGUGACGAUACAAGAAAAUGUUGAGCGCCUGCGCAACUUCCUUGAAGCCAACAAGAGCACCAUUCAAGGCCUUGCUCCUCCUUCUGAGCGUCUCUUUGGUCGCCAAGAGGACAUCGCCAACCAGAAGGAGCAUCAGGCGCUGCAUGCCCUCCAGAAACUCAUGGAAAGCAUCUCGGAAGGCAUUUCCUUUGUUCUUAUGCUGUUUGACGAGCGCGUCUCGGAUAUCUAUGCUCGCUUGGAUGCCGUUUCUCAACAGCAGCUUAAGGACUUGACAUACGAGCAGCUCUUCUCUCAGACCCCAGGCAAGGAGCUAGCAAAGGUGCUGGUCAAGGCAAUUGUUAACCGCAAUAUUGCUAGCGGCGCCAAUGUUGAGACUGUUGCCGAUGCCUUGCGUCGUCGUUGUGGAAGCUUCUGUUCUCCUGAUGAUGUCGUUACGUUCAAGGCUCAGGAGCAGCUGCAACGAGCUAGCGAACAGGCUCACAACUCUCCUGUUCUGCGUGCCCUGUUGGCCGAGAGCUUGCGCCUGUUUGAGCAAGUCGCUGGCAGCUUAACUCCGGCUAACCUCACAACCGCUGUCGAGCAGUAUAUCUCGCUCAAAUACUAUGCUGGCGCCAUCCAGUUAUGCCUCACGGUUGCCCAACAGAAAGAUCGGGGCAAUACUGCGCUUUCAUGGGUGAACGAUGGCAAGCCCGCCAACGACUCGCGCAAGAAGGCGUUCGACGAGCGCAAGAUUUGCUACAACCUGAUUCACCAGGUCCUUGAUAAGCUCGAGAGUGACUUCGCUGGGGAGCCCGAGCUUGUCGACGGCCGUCCCACACUUGCUGCAACAAAGCGUAUGGAAGCUUACAAUGUGGUCAACGACUCAAGCGACGAGGUUUUCCACUUCGACCUGUAUGAGUGGUACAUUGAAAAGGGAUGGACCGACCGGAUUCUUUCUAUCGACUCACCUCAUGUCAUCACCUAUCUCCAGCGGCUGGCUGAGACUGAUUUCCGCCAUGCUGAACUCCUUUGCCGCUUCUACACUACCCGCAGCCGCUUCUUCGAGGCCGCGCAAGUGCAGACUAAUUUGGCCAAGUCCGACCUGAACAUCAGCCUCAAGGACCGCAUCAUCCUGCUCAGUCGCGCCAAGGGCAAUGCUAGCGUUAAUACCAUUGGGAUCAGCCGUCAGCAACAGCAGCAGCUGAAUCAUGAGGCGUCGGAGCUUCUCGAGAUCGCCCACAUCCAAGACGAUCUCCUUGAGAGGCUUGUGGCUGACCCACGCAUCCCCGAGGAGAGGAAGGCAGAAAUUGAGGAGUUUCUCGAUGGGCCCAUCAGAACACUCACUGAUCUCUUCAAUGACUACGCCGAUCAGGCUAACUACUACGACCUCUGCCUGCUGAUCUUCCACGCUGCCGACUUCCACAACCCUCGUACCAUCCUCGACACUUGGAACAACCUCAUCAACCAGUCUCACUUCGAAGCCGAGCAGAGGCGCGAGUACUGGGAGAUUGUGCAGGCCGGUGGCGACCUCCCCGCGGGCGUCAUCGCUCCUAUUGCCGAGCCCCCUCUUCCUUACGUCUAUGUUUCGCAGCAGAUCCAACUCAUCGCCCACCGCACUUCUCUUGACAGCCUAAUAUUCCCUGUCAACAGCUUGCUUCCCGUUGUCUGCGCUUAUGCCAUCAACAACGGCCAGGAUGCCUCUAUCGGUGCCGAUCCCUGCUGGCCAAUCCAGCUCUUCCUUAACUUGGGCGUGCCGCAUGCCCUCGUCGUGCAGGUUCUGGAGAACGUCCUGGAUACCCAGGAAGCUCCCUUCACUGGCCGUCGUAGGAAGCUGGUUGUCCAGUGGAUUGCCAUGGCCGUUGAUAUGUGGGUCAGAGAGGUCGAGCGUCGCGGUGCCAUGGCUGCUGCCGCCGCAAGCGGUGCUUCUGGCAGCGAGGCGGUCAUGGGCAGCUGGGUGAGUGAAUUGUUAGGUCGGGCGGACCAGGUCCUGACUCAAAUCGCCGGAACCGGCGCUACGCUUAGGGGAGGCGCUGCUUCUGAUGCAGAGGAGAUCGCUUCGCUGAGGAGGACGGUCAAGGGCUUGAAGAGGAGUGUGGAUAUGCUUCUUGGGGGGGAGAUGGCUCGUAUGAGUUUCUUUCGGUGA